AACGACUACCGUUUGUGGCUACAUCCAGUCGAACAUCAAUUCCAUCCCCGAACUGUGGCCUCCAGCAGCAAUUGCAAUACCCCACACCCUCUCUCAACCCCUCCACCUUGUGCAAUUUUUCUUCUUGGUCUCAUAGAGACUUCCCGCUACAAUGUUGUCCCCCAGAGUAGCCCAAUCCACCCUCCGGGCGACCGCCCACCAAUUCUCCUCUAUUCCCCGGGCUGCCGCUCUCGAUGGUGUGAGGACCUACGCCACGGCCACAGCGAGCGUGAAACCUCCUAUCGCUCUCUUCGGUGUCGAUGGCACUUAUGCCAAUGCUCUGUAUACCGCAUCAGCCAAGUCAUCCAGUCUCGAUCAAACCGCGAAAGCCGUCGCAACUUUGGCAGAGGUUUUCAAAACCGAUGCCAAAUUGCCUGCCAUCCUCAGCACGCCCGCCCUCGAUGCAUCCGAUAAAUCUCAGAUCAUCCAGGAACUGCAACGAGUUGCCGGCGGCCCAGGAAAGGACAAUAUCAUGAAAAACUUCCUUGCUACCUUGGCCGAGAACAAUAGACUUGGUCUCUUGCAGGGUGUUUGUGAGAAGUUCGCUGCUUUGAUGAGCGCCCACAAUGGCGAGACUGAAUUGGUGAUCACCAGUGCUCAGAAACUCGACGCGAAGACUGUUCAGCGCCUCGAGGCAGCCAUUGCCAAGUCUGAAUAUAGCCAAGGCAAGAAGCUUAAGGUUGUUACAAAGAUCAAUUCUGACAUUGUGGGUGGUCUGAUUGUCGAAGUUGGCGAAAGAACCAUUGAUCUCAGCGUCUCCUCCAAGCUUGCUAAGCUGAACAAAGCCCUCACUGACACCUUGUAAAAUAAUUUCUCCCUAUGGGGUAACUGAGAAAAACAAAUAGAUAUUUUCUUGUUCUAUUUAUGUGCUAUUUCCCUUGUUUUGCAUUCCUAUCUUUCCUAAACCAUUCUUAUAAUCUCCGAUCGUCCUCACCCACUACCUGACAAUUUUGGGAGACCGAAGCUGGAAACAAGAUGGGGUACUCUUCAAACAUAUUUGUAUACCUGAUCUUAUUCAAUGUAUAUUUUGCCCAACUUGUGUCUUCCUUACUGGAUAACUAAUAUCUGUAACGAUUGAUGUAUGUACAUCUUCCAUAAUUUGUACUCCGUAGGAUUAUCUUGCAUUUCCCCUCCAAUCAACGACAACUGGCUGUGUAUACAACUUUUUAUUGGGUAAUUUUCGAUCCAAA
Molecule: messenger RNA, 1229 nt
Organism: Blastomyces dermatitidis ER-3
Lineage: Eukaryota; Fungi; Ascomycota; Eurotiomycetes; Onygenales; Ajellomycetaceae
Product: ATP synthase F1, delta subunit
Exons: 4
Coding region: 152-844 (230 amino acids)
Biological process (GO): proton motive force-driven mitochondrial ATP synthesis
Cellular component (GO): membrane
Molecular function (GO): proton-transporting ATP synthase activity, rotational mechanism
Source: RefSeq, a predicted model, not a curated record